CCCAGCAAACAUGCAUAUAUGGGACCCAUAUGGGCUAUAUCUAGGCAAGCCCAUAUGGGUAUGCCCAUAUUGGACCUAUAUGGGACCAAUAUGGGCAAGUCCAUUUGGGUACGCCCAUAUUGGACCCAUAUGGGUCCCAUAUUACAGCACUAUAAGGAAAAACGAUUUUUCGUUUAUUUAUUUCUUUAGAACUUGUUUACUUUGAGCUAUAGUGUGACCACCUUGGCAUAAAUUGCUAUUAUCUUUUAUAAAAAUCGUAGCAUUAACAUUUAUACAAGCCAUGAGGGACCCAUAUGGGUCCUAUUUGGGCAACCCAAUAAAUAUUAGCAUGCCUGAGCAGGUGCGAGAAAUUAAUUUGUUUAGUUUUUAUAUUGGUUUUAAUUUUUAUAAUCUAAAUAUUAAAAUGUGUUUUUAGACUAUUUUAAUUCAGAAAUAAUUUAUAAAAAUCAGCAUUUGAUGAAAAAUUUAUUUCGAGCAUGCGCAGACGUGAUUUCCGCUGCCGCUUAAAAUCAAAUUGUGUAUUGAAACGUUAAAUUGUAAAAUUGUACACGAAAACAAUAUUUCAUUUCAAUUCGGAACAUUUAACGACAAUUUCGUAUAACGACCUUUCAUAUUAUAUCCUUACAGAUUUAUUGUGUGUGUAGGCCAUCAAAAAGGCUGUAUGAAUCGUAUAGUGGCACUGAUGAGAAUGAGACAGACACAGAGAGUAGGCAGGCCACCACAAGUUAUUGACCAAGCAACAACGCCCAAAGAGUCACAAAGCCUACUUUCAUCUCCGCCUCGCUUAUCUGCACAGGCAUUGCGAGAGGCCAGCAGUGAUGUGCAAAGUGCUUCUCCAAUACAAGGUGCUUCUGAUAUACCCUUCCGUGGGCAGAUUAUUGGGCCCACUGCUGUUACACAGAUUCUCCGAGUCUUGGAGACAAUGCGAGAGAAGAAUCGUGAAAUUAAGAGGAUGGUGCAGCGAAUGCUGUUAAGGUCAGCAGCAGAUGACCAACCGCUGCAACUUCCGAAAGAUAUCUCAUUCCCUAUUCGUUAUCCUGAGCAGAUGGAAGCAUUCAAUGAGCUUCUGGGAGAUCAGACUAUGCUCUCAUCUGUGGUGCGGUUCCUCUCAAUGUUUGGUAUGGCAGAUGUACGGGAAACUGUUGACCGCUUGAUGAAAGAAACCAUGUCAAAUGAACUGGCAAGAAUGUACAAUAUGAAGUGGCUGAAGGGGAAGAAAAAGUUUGUGGGCCUCUAGAUACUGAUAGUAUUGUAUAAAUGUGUCCAAAGGAACUUGCCGACAAAGGCUGCAACGAGGAAGGAUGUUGAAAUAGAGGUUUCAAAGUGGCUGGCUAGGGCCCGGGACCGCGAUGGGGGAAGGAAAGCAAGAAACAAGGUGUCAGAGACCUUACCUGAAGAAAAUGAAGGAAGUGACUAGACAUGUUUUUAAUUUAAAAAUGCAAAUUUAUAGAGGAUAUUUGUUUGUUUGUGUGUAAGAUGAAAUUUUGUAUCAUCAAGAGAGCUUUAAAAACAGUAUUCUCAUGAGUGGCUAUGCGCUCGUGAGAACACUGUUUUUUAAAGUUCCUUCAAUGAUAUAAAAUUACAUCUUACACAACAAACAAUAAAGUGUCUUUUUAUUUUAUGCUAAUGAAAUUUCCUCAAUAUUAACGUUAAUAUUAAUUCUGUUUUCACCACUGUCAACAUCAAUUUUAGUUGAAUUUAAGUCCAAUUUCUCAUAAAUACAGGAAGUCUUGGGCUGAAAAAUAAGUUUGACAAUCAACGUUGAAUAGCCAUGAUAUUAUUUAUUGAAUUCAAAAAAUUUGAAUGAUGAUAAAAUCUUUAAAAAGUAAGUCUCGUCAUAGAAAAGUUUGAAAUUUUAAUCAUUUCACUGUGAAAUUAUCAAAAAUAUUUUUCACGGAUACAUCAGUAAUACACUCAAAAGCAUAAAAUAAAUGACUUUUAUUUUAAAUUUUCAAACCUUUACUUCAUCUGCAUAUAAGUUAUUCCACUGAUUGAAAGUCAAUAUGUAUCAAGGUAUUUUUAAAAUGUGAUAAGGGUCAGAACUACAGUAAGCGGCUCAUUUGUUUAUCUUGUUAUACUUUUUGUUGCUAAUUUUAAUGUUUGAGGUCAUCAGCAUAGCAUGUCUUUCUUGUAAAUGCAAAAUUCUUGUCUAGUCAAAUUUUGCCUUCUAGUCAGUAUAUUCUGCUGCUAUGUUAUGUUUGUUGUUGACAUUAUAUGCUGUUUUUCUGUUGUCUAUAUGCUGUUUCUGUUUUUUUUAAUUAAACAUUGUUACUGCACGGAGGAAGGUAGUCUAGUACUGGUGUAACUCUCCAGAAACGAUGGUUAGGAAACUACCCGCCUAUAUGACGUAAAAGGCGUAAAAUGAAACAAACAAACAAAAAACAUUGUUACUAUUUAAAUCAAGACAUUAAAUGCUUGGGAAUGUUUUUGAUACUGAUCAAUACAAUUAUAACAUCUUGUCAAAACUUGACACUAACAGGGAACACAUGUAUUGAUAUGGUAUUAACCUUUAAAAUAAAGUUGAAAUACUUUACAAUGAUGAUUCUUGUAAUCUUUAUUGUUGUUAUUGUUGAAACUUUGAAAAUAUCGGAGAAAUUACUGAAACCAACUAUUUUUACUGACAAUUUUUUUAAUGAAUUUCUUCACAACAAAUUUGAUCUUUGUGUAAUAUCACAUUUUAAUUAUUAUUGAUUUUUACAAACUUGUACAAACUAUUUUUUACUUUUCAUCAGCUGCAUAUUUUGUUUACAUGUCUAUAAACAGUAUUUCAAUGUGCCAAGAUUUUGUGUAUUAUAUUUGUUACUUUUCAUUAGCUGCAUAUUUUGUUUACAUGUCUAUUAACAGAAUUACAACCGUGCCAACCUUUUGUGUAUCAUAUUUGUUACUUUAGCUGCAUAUUUUGUUAACACGUCUAUAUAAACAGUAUUACAACCGUGCCAACCUUUUUUAUAUUACUUUUUGUUACUUUUCAUUAGCUGCAUAUUUUGUUGACAAUUACAACAGUGCCAACCUUUUGUGUAUUAUAUUUGUUACUUUUCAUUAGCUGCAUAUUUUGUCCACACGUCUAUAAACAGUAUUACAACCGUGCCAAGGUUUUGUUAAUUAUAUUAAUUUUUUUUCAUCAGCUGCAUAAUAUUUUGUUUACACAUCUAUGAACAGUAUUACAACUGUGCCAAGGUUUUGUUUUAUUAUAUUUGUUACUUUUCACGAGCUGCAUAACAUUUUUUUCUUCAGCACUACCAUACCAAAGUGUAAUACAUGGUUGUAAUGAACAACUUUUUAUAUUAAUUGAUGUAGAUCUAUAUCAUUUGAAAAUGAAAGUAAUUGGUAGAUAGAAAUUAUUAAUGAAUUACAGUAAAUGUAUAAUACUUUUUCUAUGAAUUAUGUAGAAAGUUAAAAAGACAUUUGGGGUCAUACUGUUGAUUCACUGAAAUUUAAACAUUAUACACAUAUAUUUCUUGGAGUUCCAAAGACCUUCUGUAAAGUUUUACCAGUGUCUAGCAUAAGUUUCAUUUUUCCUUAUAGUGAUCUGUAAGGUAUCUAAUGUUAUAAAACUGCAUUUUUAAUUAUUUUGUUCGUACAUUAUAAACAGUUUUCCAUUACAUGUUGCUUAUUUUAUAGUGUACCAAAGUAAUAUUUACUACAUAGGACUUUUUGAAUAAUAAUUAAUAUUUCUGUAUUUUUGAAUUAAAAACUAUGUAGUCAAAAUGAAAUUCUGUGGAUUUACAAAUAUGUACAGUUUACUCGGAUUUUUAUAUUGUACACUUUUCUAAGUUUAUUUACAUAAGUAAAGGUUUCUUUGUUGACAUCAGGCGUCCACAGAAUGUAUUGAGAAUCUGUAUAUAUAUGAUAUACACUUACCAUAAGUGAGAUUACUAAAUAAAGUUACAUUGUUAAAGCAUA
Molecule: messenger RNA, 3903 nt
Organism: Ruditapes philippinarum (Manila clam)
Lineage: Eukaryota; Metazoa; Mollusca; Bivalvia; Venerida; Veneridae
Exons: 5
Coding region: 662-1237 (191 amino acids)
Source: RefSeq, a predicted model, not a curated record